AUGGGCGCUCACCAGUCUUCAGCCCGAUACGAGCAGGGUAAUACGCCCGAUGGCACACCUAGAAAAACCUGCUACUAUGAGCUUCUUGGGAUCGCUCAGGAUGCCAGUGAUAGCGAUAUCAAAAAGGGGUACAGGAAGAAGGCACUUGAACUGCAUCCGGAUCGCAAUUUGGGCAAUAUUGAGGACGCCACUCGCAGGUUUGCCGAGGUCCAGUCUGCAUAUGAGGUGCUGUCUGACCCUCAUGAGAGAGCUUGGUAUGAUUCCCACCGAGAAGCCAUCUUACGCGGCUCGGAUGGGCGAAAUUUCGACCACGACCCCCCAGAGUUCAAGGAUGUUCGCCUGACUACGACCGACGAUAUAUUGUCUUUGAUCAGACAAUUCAAUGUUUCCGUGCCCUUCACAGAUGAACCAACAGGAUUCUACGGUAUUCUCAAUGAAACGUUUUACCACCUCGCCAGAGAGGAGCGGGCGGCCAGUGGUCAGGAUCUAGGCGAGGUUCCCGAUUAUCCAAAUUUCGGAUUGUCAGGCGAUGAUUUCGAGACUGUGGUGAGGCCCUUUUAUAGCGUCUGGGCCGGCUUCACUACCGUGAAGUCAUUCGCAUGGAAGGACAAAUACAGGCUCUCCGAUGCACCUGACCGUCGCGUGCGGCGAAUGAUGGAGAAGGAAAACAGGAAACUUCGAGACGAUGCGGCGAGAGAGUUUAGCGAGGCAGUCCGAUUUCUUGUCACGUUUGCCCGAAAACGAGACCCUCGCUACGUAGGGAACUUGCAGAGCGCCACCGAACGACGGGAGACAUUACGUGCUGCCGCUGCCGCCCAAGCUGCCAGGUCUCGGGCGGCGAACCUGGAGAAGUUCAAGGACGAAAUUGCUGUCCCGGAGUGGGUGCGGUCCCGAGACGAAGACGAUGGGGACGUGCUAGGUCAUUUCUCGGAGACCGAGACUGAAUCCGAAGUUGAGUGGAUAGAGUGCGUCAUCUGUGACAAGUCCUUCAAGAGCGCAAAGUCAUUCCAGGCCCAUGAGAAAAGCAAGAAACACACCAAGGCAGUACAGCAACUACGGCGCCAAAUGAAGAGUGAGGGGUUAGAACUCGAGUUGGAUCAGCAAUGGGCCGAGCCCGGAGAUCCCCAAACUAGAGGGAAACAAGACUCGGUGAACACAGUCACACAGGAGAUGGAGCAAGAACAAGUCAUGGUUCCGGUGUCAGAGGCAGCAAACCCCAGGAGGGGAACGAGAGCCGGGUCAAACACCGAUACUGCAGACUCUAGCAGCUCUGACAAACUCCUAGAUGAUGGAUGUUAUGCCCCGCGGACCGUGGUGCAGCAGAGAACGGAGCUUGAGACAUCAGCCAAUACUAUGGUAUCACAGAGCCCAGGGAAAGACAUCGAAUAUGGUGGAAUUGGCAGCGAGAUGGAGAAAUUGUCACUAAAUGGGGAUUGGGCCGAUGAUUCAAACCGCGGCGACCAACCAGCAAAAGUGAAAGGCAAGGCAAAGUUGAAGCGUGAAAAAAAAGCAGCCCGAAAAGCAACUCAGGAACACACCUGCAACAUUUGCCAGGAGGUAUUUCCUUCUAAGACACAGCUUUUCACACAUAUUCGCGAUACAGGUUAUAUAGGACAUAAAACCAUUCAAGGGAUAGCAGACAGGAAAAAGAGGCGUUGACUACUAUAAUUUUAAAAUAGGGAAGGAUUAGGGCGGCCGG
Molecule: messenger RNA, 1699 nt
Organism: Sodiomyces alkalinus F11
Lineage: Eukaryota; Fungi; Ascomycota; Sordariomycetes; Glomerellales; Plectosphaerellaceae
Product: DnaJ-domain-containing protein
Exons: 3
Coding region: 1-1659 (552 amino acids)
Cellular component (GO): cytoplasm
Molecular function (GO): nucleic acid binding; zinc ion binding
Source: RefSeq, a predicted model, not a curated record